This is a messenger RNA of Eucalyptus grandis, 868 nucleotides long. RefSeq names its product protein LIFEGUARD 4-like. Lineage: Eukaryota; Viridiplantae; Streptophyta; Magnoliopsida; Myrtales; Myrtaceae. Gene Ontology annotation, cellular component: membrane. The transcript is spliced from 4 exons. The record is from RefSeq and is a predicted model, not a curated record. The coding region runs from base 1 to 771 and encodes 256 amino acids.
AUGAAAAGCAAGACUGGCGACGUCGAGAACCGCGGAGGCGACAUCGAGAACCGCAGAGAUGGCGACAACGAGAGCGGCAGAGAUGCCACCGCGUUGUACCCCAACAUGCUCGAGAGCCCGCAGCUGCGCUGGGCUUUCAUACGCAAAGUGUACGUGAUCAUCUUGGCUCAGCUCCUCCUCACCGUCGGCAUCGCCUCCGCUGUCUUCCUCGCAAAGCCCAUGAAGCGCUUCGUGGCCGAGACCAAGCUGGGGUCCGCCAUCUUCAUCGUCCUCCUCGUCCUCCCUUUGAUACUUAUAUGUCCGCUGCGCGCGUACCAUAAGCGACACCCGGUGAACUUCGUCCUCCUCGGCCUGUUCACGGUCACGAUGGCGUUCGGUUUGUGUUUUUCCUGCGCUUUUACGAAAGAAAAGAUAAUUUUGGAAUCGGCAAUUUUGACGAGUGUCGUCGUUGUUGCGCUUACGCUCUACACUUUCUGGGCGGUAAAAAGGGGCCAUGAUUUCAGUUUUCUCGGACCCUUCUUGUUCGCUUCCCUUCUGGUGAUAAUUGUUUUUGCUCUGAUUCAGAUCUUCUUUCCUCUGGGGAAGUUAUCCUGGAUGAUAUUUGGCUGCUUGGGAUCGAUCGUAUUUGCUGCUUUCAUUGUAUACGACACCAAUAACUUGAUCAAGCGCUUCAGCUACGAUGAGUACAUAUGGGCUGCAGUUUCAAUUUAUCUCGAUGUCAUCAACCUCUUCCUUAGCCUUCUCUAUGUCUUCGGAGCGGGCGACGGCUAGAAAAAACUGUUCGGCACCCCCUUGCCCUUGAUUUGUGUGAAUGGUGAUUGGUGUCUUGUUUGAAUAAACCGAUGAGGGCUGAAGUUUGUGAAUAAUG